Molecule: messenger RNA, 1593 nt
Organism: Suillus paluster
Lineage: Eukaryota; Fungi; Basidiomycota; Agaricomycetes; Boletales; Suillaceae
Exons: 14
Coding region: 312-1436 (374 amino acids)
Source: RefSeq, a predicted model, not a curated record
CUGAGCAGCUUGCAUCUCCCGAUGAUAUCGUGGAGCUUCAGCCAACCACUGACGAAAUCAUUCAUAUUUGUCCUCGGUUCCGAAUUCUGGUGAUCGGAAAGACAGGCGUCGGAAAAUCGUCUCUAAUAAAUCAUGCAUUCGGAGUGGAAAACGCGUUCGCUUCGCAUAUCAAGCCGGGUGAGGCUGACAUCGACCACGAGUUCACUUCGCCUCAGAACGACAGGUUUGUUCUCCACGAUAGCAAAGGGUUCGAACCUGGCGAAGAAGUCAACGUCAACGUAGUCCGACGUUUCAUUGAACGUCGGAGAACCAUGCCUGAUCUGAAAGACCAGCUGCAUGCUGUAUGGCUUUGUUUCGAAAUACCCCGCGCAGGCGGGCCAUUCCUAAAAUUGAAGCUCGAAGGAGAGCUAGGAAACAUUCCCGUCGUUCUCAUCGUUCGUAUGGAGCGCACUCUAGAUAGAUCAUCUGUCAAGGGGUUGAUCCAGGACGACAUCAAGAAACUCAGCAAGACCAAAGCAGAAACUGAACUACAGGAUACCUGCACCCUACCCCUACAGGAAUUCGCAGGGCAUCAUAUGCCUAAUAUACCCCAUGCUGCAAUCUCAACCAACGAAGACCAUAGGGAAACACUGGCCAGUCUGAUCCGAAUGACUGAAAACCAUGUCCAUCGGCAUCUUGCACCCGAGGCGUCGGUGAUGACUUCCAUCGCUCAGCGAGUGAAUCCUCAAUUGAAAAUCCAUGCCUCCAUCGAAAGGUAUUGGAAAGCGCUUUCAUCAUGCACAGCAUUCAAGAACCGUACAGCAUGGGACUGUCUACAAGUGCUUCACACCGAUAUCAUUGCUGUGUGGAACUUCCAUGACCCUGAUCAUCUCUUGGACAGCCCAGAGUUCAAGACAAUUAUGGUAAAUAUGAUCGAUAAGCUAGAUGUUGGACCUACGGUCGAUCCCAAGAAGAAUAUGGCUGUUGGGCUAUCUAUGGUGGGUACACUGGCAGGCAUCAUGGCUGCCCUCGCCGGACCUGCGGCUCCGAUCGUGGUGCCGAUCGCGGCAGGUGUCGUCUUCGCCGUAUGGGUUCGCGACGUGUACCGAGUGUCUCGCGUGGUGCUACAGCGCUUUAUUUCAUACAUUGUCGACUUGACUCUCGUAUUGCAAACACUUUACCUUGUGUCGGGAGGCGAGGCACUCUCUCGCAGGGUCAUCAAGCUCGCGGUGAAGGCCUAUCACGACUCGCCGAUCAGUGGACGAGUUCAUACUGGAAUUCAGCAAUAUGAUCGGGAAUUGUCAUUCCUCGAUCGCAGGGAUCGCAAUGCCCUGGAUAAAAUCAUCGAGCUCGUACAAUAUUAUAGCAUUGACGCCGUGACAAUUUCCGAUCUUCGGAAAAAGAUUCCUGCUGUCAGUUCAUUACCGGAUGAACUAUGGGAAGUUGAAAAGGCCUAGUAUUCGAUUCUUUCGUUGGUGUCAUUUGCAGAGCGUGAGUACAUGAUUGCAUGAUUUGUUGUAAUUUUUAUGACUGGAAUUCUGGCUGUAUUACUACAGUAGUGCGCUACAAUAUACUGUCCUCGUCUUCUAUCGACAUUACGUUCUUCAACUUACU